AUGAACGGGACGGAGGGCCCGAACUUCUACGUGCCCUUCUCCAACAAGACAGGCGUGGUGCGCAGCCCCUUCGAGUACCCGCAGUACUACCUGGCAGAGCCCUGGCAGUUCUCCAUGCUGGCCGCCUACAUGUUCAUGCUCAUCGUGCUCGGCUUCCCCAUCAACUUCCUCACGCUCUACGUGACCGUGCAGCACAAGAAGCUGCGCACGCCGCUCAACUACAUCCUGCUCAACCUGGCCUUGGCCGACCUCUUCAUGGUCUUCGGGGGCUUCACCACCACCCUCUACACCUCUCUGCACGGAUACUUUGUCUUCGGGCCCACCGGAUGCAACCUGGAGGGUUUCUUCGCCACCUUGGGUGGUGAAAUCGCCCUCUGGUCCUUGGUGGUCCUGGCCAUCGAGCGGUACGUGGUGGUGUGUAAGCCCAUGAGCAAUUUCCGCUUCGGGGAGAACCACGCCAUCAUGGGUGUCGGCCUGACCUGGGUCAUGGCUCUGGCCUGCGCCGCACCGCCUCUUGCCGGCUGGUCCAGGUACAUCCCGGAAGGCAUGCAGUGCUCCUGCGGUAUCGACUACUACACACUCAAGCCCGAGGUCAACAACGAGUCUUUUGUCAUCUACAUGUUCAUCGUCCAUUUUACGAUCCCCAUGAUCAUCAUCUUCUUCUGCUACGGCCAGCUGGUCUUCACGGUCAAGGAGGCAGCUGCCCAGCAGCAGGAGUCGGCCACCACCCAGAAGGCAGAGAAGGAGGUCACCCGCAUGGUCAUCAUCAUGGUCAUCGCGUUCCUGAUCUGCUGGGUGCCCUAUGCGAGCGUGGCCUUCUACAUCUUCACCCACCAGGGCUCCAACUUCGGCCCCAUCUUCAUGACCUUCCCGGCCUUCUUCGCUAAGACCUCCUCCAUCUACAACCCAGUCAUCUACAUCAUGAUGAACAAGCAGUUCCGGAACUGCAUGCUCACCACCAUCUGCUGCGGGAAGAACCCCUUCGGGGAGGAAGAGGCCACCACGGUCUCUAAGACGGAGACCAGCCAGGUGGCCCCAGCCUGA
Molecule: messenger RNA, 1044 nt
Organism: Echinops telfairi (small Madagascar hedgehog)
Lineage: Eukaryota; Metazoa; Chordata; Mammalia; Afrosoricida; Tenrecidae
Gene: RHO
Product: rhodopsin
Exons: 5
Coding region: 1-1044 (347 amino acids)
Biological process (GO): G protein-coupled receptor signaling pathway; visual perception; phototransduction
Cellular component (GO): photoreceptor outer segment; membrane
Molecular function (GO): G protein-coupled receptor activity
Source: RefSeq, a predicted model, not a curated record